This is a messenger RNA of Cavenderia fasciculata, 2430 nucleotides long. It is a transcript of the gene cnrN, whose product is annotated as phosphatase tensin type domain-containing protein. The coding region runs from base 1 to 2430 and encodes 809 amino acids. Gene Ontology annotation, molecular function: phosphatidylinositol-3,4,5-trisphosphate 3-phosphatase activity; protein tyrosine phosphatase activity. The record is from RefSeq and is a predicted model, not a curated record. Gene Ontology annotation, biological process: phosphatidylinositol 3-kinase/protein kinase B signal transduction; protein dephosphorylation; negative regulation of cell population proliferation. The transcript is spliced from 8 exons. NCBI's taxonomy places the organism in Eukaryota, Evosea, Eumycetozoa, Acytosteliales, Cavenderiaceae. Gene Ontology annotation, cellular component: cytosol; plasma membrane; cell projection.
AUGGAAAGAAAACAUACAAAGAUGAUUAUUAAAACUGAUGCUGGUGAAUCUUCAAUUGAAGGAAUUGCUGGCUUGUUACCUAAUCCAAUGAUAUACCCACCUCCCUAUUCUGUUAUAUUCGAUGUGGAUGCCAAGAUUGAUGGACCAAAUAUUUGGAAUAGCCAAGGAGUUGCAUCUCAAUCAUCAAUUGUUGAAAGAAGUAACAAAGUGUAUAACCUACCUUCUGGAACUGGCCACUUUGCACAAACUGAUGGUCGUACUAUUCAUUGUAAUAGUAUCAAAUAUCAUCAUAAUCAUCAUCAACAUCAACAUCAAAUGAACUCAAUGAUACUUUCAAAAGUUAGAGCAAUUGUUUCAGCUGAUAGAAAGAGAUUCAAAGAUCAUGAAUAUGAUUUGGAUCUAUCUUAUAUUCUACCUAAUCUCAUUGCAAUGAGUUUCCCAGGUAAAGGAUUGGAAGCAACAUGGAGAAAUAGUGUACAAGAUGUUUGUUCACUUUUAAAAGAGAGACAUAGUGGAAAAUUUAUGAUUUGGAAUUUGAAUGAUCGUCAAUAUGAUUAUGAUCGUUUUAAUAAUCAAAUUAUUGACUUCCCAUUUCCAGAUCAUCACGCUCCAAAUUUAAAUCUAUUAUUUGAGAUUGUCAAUUCAAUGGAUAAUUGGUUAAAGGCUGACCCUGAGAAUGUGGCUGUUGUCAGUUGUAAGGGCGGCAAGGGGAGAACAGGUACGAUUAUAUGUUGCUAUCUCUUUUACAGCUGUGCAUUCCCAACGAUGGACAAGGCAAUGGCACACUUUGCAGAGAAAAGAUCGAAUUUGAAAAAAGGUGUUACCCAACCAUCACAACAACGAUACAUCAACUAUUUCAAAGACAUAGUGUCGGGAAACUACAUGAUCGAUGUAGUGUCUCUCAAUUUACAAUCAAUCGAACUUGGACCACUCACCAAAGAACAAGCCAACUCUAUCUCUUUGGAAAUUUAUGAACAUGAAAAAGAAGCUAAUCUAUCAUUCUCUAGUUCACCUGCUACUAUUCAAAUAACAGCAAUCAAUGAAUCGACAAACCAAUAUAAAUUAAAUGUAUUAAUAGGAAAGAGAUUGACAAAAGAUAUUUUAAUACGUUGUUUCAAGGGAAAGAAGAGUAAAGGUCAGACAUCCCUAAAGAAACAAUUAUUCCAUCUUAUUUUCAAUGUAUCUUUUAUCAACCUUUGUAACAGUAGACUUGUAUUUCAUAAAAAACAUUUAGAUCAUUUUAAAAAGAAUCAAAAAAAUGAAGAUUUUUAUAUAGAAUGUAUAUUUCAAAAUAUCAAUAAUUGUACGGCACUACCAGACCAUUCCAUUCAAAUUUGGAAUAUAAUGGCAAUUAAAUAUAAUCAAACUCAACAAUUAAAAUUGGAUGAAUUGGAAAAAGAGAAAUUAGAGAAAUUAAAAGACGUUGAAUCAUUGUUGGAUAGUAAUAGCGAGAGUAAUAGUAAUGAAUCUAGCGAUAGUGAGGGAAAUAGUAAUAGUAAUAGUGAGAGUAGUAAGAUUGAAAAAGACCAAAAAGUAAAAGAGGAAAUAAUAAUAAUAAUGGACCAAAAAAUUAAAUUGGAUGAUGAUAAUCAUGAUAAUGAUGAAUCAGAGGAAACGACUACUACUACUACUACAACAUCUAAUACCUUGUCAACUGCCAAUAUCAGUAAUAUUACAAUAUGUUCAUCAUCCACCUCAUCUUCUUCAACCUCUAUUUCAACAAAAGAAGAUGCAAUGUCACCGUCACCACCAGCCUCACCAAUCAAUUAUAGACAUAGUCGAAUGGUUGCAGUAAAUGAAGUAAAACAAAUGAUUUUAGCAAUUGAUAUUAAUCCUAAAUCUACUGCCACUACAACAACAGUUGAUCACUGUGGAAAUAAUAAUAAUAAUAAUAAUAAUAAUAAUAAUAAUAAUAAUCAAAUGAAUCAUAGUAGUAAUAGUAUUGGUAGUCAAUGUUUAUAUAGUAGUACAGGUUCAACUUCAAGUACAACAUCACUUGAUAGUAAUAAUAGUAGUAAUAGUAGUGGUAGUCAACUUUUAAAGACACCACAACCACUUCCAAAGCUACCAUCGCAUCUACACAAUAGACAUUCAUCAAUUGGUUCAGUUUGGAAAUCGCCAAAGUCGCCCAUCAUUCGUCAACAACAUCACAGUAUGACAGCAUCACCUGACAUGAGAGCUUCGGCAGAUGGUCAAAUUUCAAUUUCAACAAGACACCGACAAUAUUCCAUUUUACAACCACAACCACAACCACAACAAGAAUCUUUAAAUCAACAAUCAAUAACCCCAAAAACAAAAGAUGAACAAGAAAAAGAAAAACUGGACCAAGAAAUUAUAAUUAAUAAUAAUAAUAAUAGUGAAAUAGUUAAUAUAGAUAAUAAUAAUAAUAACAAUUUGACGAUUACACUUUCAAAACAAGAAGAUAUUUAA